UCUGCGCCCUUCCUAGGCAGUCUGAGAGCAACUGGAGGCCACACACAGCAGCAGUUCCUUGUUUUCCAGGUACUGAGGGCGGUAAACCCUAAUUCCAAACACAGGAAGCUUCUGAGAUCAAGGGGAACACAGGGCAGAGUGAGAGUUUCGGGAGACGCAUCACGAGCCAGAUUCUGCGGCCUGCAGGUGACAUGAUGCCUAAGAGAAGGCAGAAACUCUUCUGGGGGCCAGAGACUGAAAACAGUAAAAUACAGGUUAGGCAGGGGUCAGGCCCAGGGCAUGACCUGGAAGGUGCUCUGCAGCAGGGGGAAGGUCAAGGGUGGUCCAAGCAGACAAGAUGGCCACUCUUCCCACAUUCAGGGGCUCAACGCCAGAAGUCAUGGCCAGUGGGGACACUGUACCGAGGGACUGUUUGGUGCGGGCACUAGGCCAUGGGCUAUCACUUCGAAGCCCUGGCUGUAGAGAGCAUUCCCCACACAGCAAGCUGCAUGAGCUCCUGGCACAUUCGAGAUGAGGUCGCCAUUCUGCUCGAAACCUCCAAAGGAACCAUCUCCCUUCUGGGCCGUGGUCCCACGUCCAGCUCCUCCGUGCUGCCUCCUGUGACUCUGUCACCCUUGCUCAGCAUACCCCAGCCUCUGGUCUGCCCUCGGCCACCCCCGGGACUCUCCUCGGUGCCUCCGUGCUUGCCCCGGCCAUUGCUUCUCCCGGAACGCUCUCCUGGAAUGAGCGGGGCUUUCGUUUUCUAUCUCACGUAUGGUGCCUGCCACUUGGAAGGAUUGCUUCAUCCCAUCAGAUUUGGCCAGACAGCCUUUGAAAUCACAACGCUGUCGCAACAUAAGUCAGAAGCAGGAGGUCCUCUGUGUCCGGCCCCCCCAUGGUGCCCUGCCCAUGCGGGACCAGGUCUCCCUUCUCAGGCCAGCAGAGGCCGAGCUCUGUGGCACACACUCAGCACCACUUUCUGCCUCCACGCACAGCUUCCUCCGUGUGCCUCUGGGCUACACAGCAGGACUUGGAGCCCCAGACUGGCGGGGUCACCCAGAGGAAGGAGACUGACCAGCUGCAGGAGAGGCACUGGCUCUGCAGAGCUCCAUGCAAGGCCAGCAGCCUGGGCCCAGGAUCCCGGUCCAUACUGGGGACGGGGGCUUGGAGGCUGCCCCAGGUUUCUGAAUGCAAAGCUGCUGGGCCCGUCGGCUGCGCUCCAGAGCACCAACAGCACCUGUGGACACCAGGCCCAGCACAGCCAGAGACGUAUGCCAGGAUGCCCCUGCUCCAGCAGAUCUGCGGCUGCCUCCCCAGCCCACCUGGACACAUGGGGCCGGGGAAGGCUGACGUGGAGGCCGCCCUCCCACUGCUCCACCAUGAAGCUGCUGGCACUCACAGCACUGCUCCUCACUAUCUGCAGCCUCGAAGGGGCAUUGGUGCGGAGGCAGGCGGAAGAGCCGGGCCUGCCGAGCCUGUUCUCACAGUACUUUCAGAACCUGACUCAGUAUGGCAGGGAGCUGGCAGAGAAGGUCAAUGGCCAGCAGCUUCAGGCCCAGGCCAGGGGUUACUUGGAGAAGACACAGGAGAAGCUGACACCCCUGGUCAAGAAGGCUCAAAGUGACCUGGCGAAGUUGCUGGAUUACUUCACGGAAUUCAUACCACAGGUGGAUGCCCAGCCAACUGCAGCUGGUCCCUAGAGUGCCCCCUGGCUGGGCCUCCCCCCACCCCAUCCUCGUUUCUACAAUAAACAGGAACGGGAGUCCAGUCUGUGGUGAGCCU
Messenger RNA from Artibeus jamaicensis (Jamaican fruit-eating bat), 1761 nucleotides. RefSeq names its product apolipoprotein A2 (gene APOA2). Gene Ontology annotation, molecular function: apolipoprotein receptor binding; high-density lipoprotein particle binding; high-density lipoprotein particle receptor binding. The record is from RefSeq and is a predicted model, not a curated record. Gene Ontology annotation, cellular component: very-low-density lipoprotein particle; chylomicron; spherical high-density lipoprotein particle. Gene Ontology annotation, biological process: negative regulation of lipase activity; high-density lipoprotein particle assembly; cholesterol homeostasis. Lineage: Eukaryota; Metazoa; Chordata; Mammalia; Chiroptera; Phyllostomidae. The transcript has 9 exons. Bases 432 to 1679 code for a protein of 415 amino acids.